Messenger RNA from Cucumis sativus (cucumber), 1568 nucleotides. RefSeq lists its product as uncharacterized. The coding region runs from base 38 to 1453 and encodes 471 amino acids. The transcript has 16 exons. Lineage: Eukaryota; Viridiplantae; Streptophyta; Magnoliopsida; Cucurbitales; Cucurbitaceae. The record is from RefSeq and is a predicted model, not a curated record. Gene Ontology annotation, molecular function: glucosaminyl-phosphatidylinositol O-acyltransferase activity. Gene Ontology annotation, cellular component: membrane; endoplasmic reticulum. Gene Ontology annotation, biological process: GPI anchor biosynthetic process; protein localization to plasma membrane.
AUACAUUUGGUUUUUGGUUGUUUUGGUGUGCUGAGCUAUGGAUAUUUCUGUGCGAAAUUCUCUCAACCCCAAUAAACUUCUCAAAGAAGAAUUUGUUAGCAACUUGACUGGAUCUUCUAUGAUCGAAAUCGCAGCGCUUUCAGCUAUUAUACCCAUUCUUGUACUUCUUCGGCACUCAUUCAGCUCCACCAAUGUGGUUGAUCAUACUGCUGCAAAUGCUUCAUUGAAGAAAAGUGAUGGUCUAGUUAUACGCACAAAGAGUUUGAAGCGGUACUUAGCUGCAAUUGCUGUAGAUUUUCUUAUUAUUGUGAUUCCCACUCUCUUGUUUUUCACGGUUCUAGCAGAUUGGUCAUGUUUAUGUGCGAUUUUAUUGACCUUGCUGUUAUUAUUAUUGAUUGCAGCCAAAGGAAUGCUCAAUCAUUCUCCAACAUGGGAAGCAGGAAACCAAAGUCUAAGGGCAAAUAUUUCAUCUUUUAGGGUUGUUGUGAUGAUCACAACAUGCUUGUGUAUAUUAGCUGUUGAUUUCAGAAUAUUUCCUAGAAGAUAUGCUAAGACAGAGACUUACGGUACAAGUCUGAUGGAUCUUGGUGUCGGUUCAUUUGUGCUGGCAAAUUCAUUAGUUUCUCGGCAGGCACGUAAUGUCUUAUCCACACAAUGGAAAGGUGCAUUAAAAUCUGUUUUUCCUCUUCUCGUUCUAGGAUUUAUUCGUCUGAUAACUACUUCUGGUGUAGAUUAUCAGGUUCAUGUAGGAGAAUAUGGAGUGCACUGGAAUUUCUUUUUCACACUUUCUGCUGUAUCAAUUCUUACCACUGUCAUUAAUAUUCCUCCACAAUAUUCUGGAAUUUUUGGUUCAAUAAUUCUAGUAGGGUACCAGUAUUGGUUGAUAUAUGGUGGGCUAAAUACUUAUCUUCUUUCAAAUCAGAGGGGUUCUGAUAUAAUCAGCCAAAACAAGGAAGGACUUUUUAGCAUAUUUGGGUAUUGGAGUAUUUAUCUUAUUGGCGUGCAGUUGGGAAACUCUCUAUUCUUCGGAAAAAAUUCAACUGCUACACUAAAGAGCAAGAGAAGAGCAAGGAUAAUAGUUUGGAUUCUUGCUGUUUUCUUUUGGAUGACAACCUUGUUUCUGGAUUCUUAUGUUGAGAGAGUAUCUCGUAGAAUGUGCAACCUGGCAUAUGUCACUCUGGUACUGGCCCAAAAUUUACAGGUUUUGGCAAUAUUAAUGCUUUCUGGUUAUGUCGCUGGGAACGAAACUUCAGCUCUUGAAGAAGCAUUAAACAGCAAUUUAUUGGCAGCAUUUCUUCUGGCAAACUUGCUCACUGGACUAGUUAACUUAUCAGUUGAUACCCUGUCCACAUCAUCCAUCUCGGCUUUAUUUAUUUUACUUGUUUAUGCAUUUAUUUUAUCCAUUGCAAUGGGAUUGGCCUAUUUCAAUGGCAUUAGGUUGAAGUUUUGGUAGGUUAGAUUGUGAUAGUAUGACAUGUUUCUUCUAUGUAAGUUUGAAACAACAAAGUAUCAUCAGACAAUUUUGUAAACUACUUUUUGGAACAGAGAUGAACUUUUUUGAGACAAAA